Molecule: messenger RNA, 1395 nt
Organism: Cyanistes caeruleus (blue tit)
Lineage: Eukaryota; Metazoa; Chordata; Aves; Passeriformes; Paridae
Source: RefSeq, a predicted model, not a curated record
GCUGACCCCCCCACCUUCCCGGUGCCAGGCGUGUUCCGCGAGGCCGUCACCGAGUUCGAGGUGGACGCCCGCGCCGUGGCCAAGGCCGGGGGUCCCCUGCUCAAGGCCCUGGUGUCCAACCCCUCCGGAAACGUCACCGAGACCUUCGUGGAGGACCGCGGUGACGGCACCUACCACGUGGAGUACACGCCCUACGAGGAGGGCCUGCACACGGUGGAUGUGACGUACGGCGGGUCCCCGGUGCCGCUGAGCCCCUUCCGCGUCCCCGUCACCGAGGGCUGUGACCCCGCCCGCGUCCGCGUGCACGGCCCCGGCAUCCAGAGCGGCACCACCAACGUGCCCAACAAAUUCACCGUCGAGACCCGGGGGGCCGGCACGGGGGGAUUGGGCCUGGCCGUGGAGGGGCCCUCGGAAGCCAAAAUGUCCUGCACGGACAACAAGGACGGGAGCUGCUCCGUGGAGUACAUCCCGUACGAGCCCGGGACCUACAGCCUCAACGUCACCUACGGCGGCCACCAGGUCCCCGGUGAGCCCCGGGCAGAGCUGUCGGUCUCGGAGGUGACGGCGCAGGUGACGGGUCCCUCGGGCCAGCCCGUGGCCUCGCAGGUGCUGCCGGGCGCGGGGGGCUCGGUGGGCGUUCGUUUCGUGCCGCAGGAGACCGGAGCUCACCGCGUCAGCGUCAAGGAGCGCGGGCAGCACGUGCCGGGGAGCCCCUUCCAGUUCACCGUGGGACCCCUGGGAGAGGGGGGAGCGCACAAAGUCCGGGCUGGGGGGCCCGGGCUGGAGAGAGCCGAGGCUGGGACCCCCGUGUCCCCCCAGGAGUCGGGGCUCAAGGUUCACCAGCCGGCCUCGUUCGCCGUCAGCCUCAACGGCGCCCGCGGAGCGCUGGACGCCAAAGUUCACAGUCCCUCGGGGGCCCUGGAGGAAUGUCACAUCUCCGAGGUCACCCCAGAUAAAUACGCCGUGCGCUUCAUCCCGCGGGAGAACGGCGUCUACUCCAUCGACGUGAAGUUCGAGGGCUCCCACAUCCCCGGGAGCCCCUUCAAGGUCCGGGUGGGAGAGCCAGGACAGGCCGGGGAUCCGGGCCUGGUCUCGGCCUAUGGGCCCGGCCUGGAGGGCGGCACCACAGGCUCGGCGGCCGAGUUCGUGGUGAACACGUCCAAGGCGGGCCCGGGCGCUCUGGCCGUGACCAUCGAGGGCCCGUCCAAGGUGACCAUGGAGUGCCAGGAGUGUCCCGAGGGCUUCAGGGUCAGCUACACGCCCAUGGCCCCCGGCAGUUACCUCAUCCACAUCAAAUUCGGGGGGCCCCAUCACAUCGUGGGGAGCCCCUUCAAGGCCAAGGUCACCGGUGAGCGCCGGGGCUGGCGGGAAAGGGAUUUGGGGGGAUUUAAAGGG